This is a messenger RNA of Arabidopsis lyrata subsp. lyrata, 1867 nucleotides long. RefSeq lists its product as uncharacterized. The record is from RefSeq and is a predicted model, not a curated record. The transcript has 5 exons. Lineage: Eukaryota; Viridiplantae; Streptophyta; Magnoliopsida; Brassicales; Brassicaceae. Bases 143 to 1720 code for a protein of 525 amino acids.
AUAACUAAGUGUUUACACUUUACAUUUUUUGCGAAAAGCAAAAGUCUUUACACUUUCCCAAACAAAAACCCUAGAAUCUCUCUAGAUAUUCUUCCUCUCUGGCGCUUCUCUCCGGUGCUUCUUUUCCUCUUGUUUGCUUACCAUGUUGUCAAAUGGGAAAUCGAAAAGAGGUGGUCGUGGUGGCAGAUCCGGCGGUGGUGUUCGAAUUAACAGUGGCGGUCGAUCAAACGGAGUUGGUGGGUCGUCUUCUCACUCUUCCAACCCGUCUUCUUACGAGACUGGUUCGGUUUCUCGGCCGGUGUUACCUAGUCAAUAUCCAUCAUCGUCUCAGCAACGACCUCUCCGUCAGCCACAACCAGCAGCUCAAGCUUCACAAACGAUGUACCUGAAUCCCCAUCAUCAACCACCGCCUCCUCCAAAUCCGGAGCAUCAACCGCCACCUUCUCCAAAUCCGGAGCAUCAACCACCGCCUCAGGAGCCGAAUCAUGAGCAACAAGACUUUCAGCAGUUGUUGGAUGCUGUAAUGGCUCUUCCUGGAAGACAACGUCUACCAAUCUUGAGUCAACAAGCUAUCCCUGAUCAUGAGACUAUCUGGUUUGGACAAGACAACGGGAAACUGGCUCGAGUCAUAUCUGGAAUAUUUCGGAGGAAGUUCGAUGGUCCCUACUUCAGCUGGAAAGUGACGCCUAUACACAUCCAAGAAAGAUACUUCAGAACCUUUGCGCGGAAAUACAACUGGGACAGCGGGAUUACCGAUCUGGUGAGAGAAAACUUCCUGACUAUCGCUAGAAGACGGAUGAAGGGAAUUGUGUCUCAAGCUAAGAAGAGUGGUGAGAUGCCUGUUUGGAUUCACCCAGAUCUUUGGGUUGAAAUGUGGAACCAUUGGGACACUCCUGAAGCUGUUUAUAAGAGCACUAAUGCAUCAGAGUGCCGUAACUCCGACCGUGGCGGUCUUGGAGUCCACAAACACUUAUCUGGACAGAAAUCAUACGUGCAAGUUCGACAAAAUCUGGAGGAAAAAUUGGGGCGUCCUGUAUCCCUUGGAGAAGUGUUUAUGUCAACACACACAAGGUCAGAUGGAAGUUUUGUUGAUCAAAAGGCUAAACAUGUCGAUGAUGCUUAUGAGAAGAACUUAGAGGAGAAAUUGUCUGAAAUAGAUGUUGAUGGUUCCGAAACUUCAGAUCCUUCGUCUCAACAAUCAACUCAACGAACCCUCACCAUUCAAGAAAAAGAUGACAUAUUUCUUAAGUGUACUUUCACAGAUAAUAAGGGAAACCCCUUUGGACUUGGACAGCUGAAAGAGACGAUAAAAAAAGGGAAGAGAAAAGAGAGUUAUGGAAGCUCCUCUUCUUCGUCUUCACUGUUAGAGAUGCAAGAAGAUCUUGUAGCUGCUCGUCGUAAGCUUGCUGAAGUGGACCAAGAAAAUGCUAGACGUGACGAGGAGCGACGCAAAGAUCAAAGUCGCAUCACAAGCUUGGAGAUGAUGGUCUCCUAUAUGAGGAACAAAGAUCCUGCCUUUGCAGAAUUUUUGGCUACUCAACAGCCAGAAGCAACUGCAGCAGCAACUGUAGCUUCUCAACCACCAACCACCGCAGCAGCCACCGCAGCAGCCACCGCAGCAGCCACCGCAGCAGCCAUCCCACCUGCCAACGCACCAUACUCUUCACCAGCUGCCACUUCACCCAUGUCUAACACUUCUUCAUCCUCUCCCUUGGCUUAGACCUUUUCUAACAAUUAUUCAUCCUCUGUUUUAGACCUUUUAAUCUACUUUGGCUUUUGUUAUGGAUGAUGAUUUUAGGUUUGGUUUUUGUAGUACUGAAUUAUUUUUUGGGUUUCUAAUAUAAAUCAUAUUAGGAUUUCUUUUAAA